Molecule: messenger RNA, 1706 nt
Organism: Teleopsis dalmanni
Lineage: Eukaryota; Metazoa; Arthropoda; Insecta; Diptera; Diopsidae
Product: C3 and PZP-like alpha-2-macroglobulin domain-containing protein 8
Exons: 3
Coding region: 16-1395 (459 amino acids)
Biological process (GO): DNA integration; DNA transposition
Molecular function (GO): DNA binding
Source: RefSeq, a predicted model, not a curated record
CAGUCAAUUUUAACAAUGGAAAAUAAAAGACGUGAAAUUAGUGUUAGUGAGCGAAAAAUAAUUGUUAAAUUAUGGAAGGAUGGCGUAAGCCAACGAAAAAUUGCUAAAGAUAUUGGUCGUCCACAUUCAUCUGUGCAGACAGUUAUAAGUAACUUCAAGGAAACAGGUACUUACGUUUCUAAACCUCGCAUGGGUCGCCCUUCAAUUCUAUCAAAUAGAGAAAGACGCAGCAUCAUCAGAGAGGUAAAAGUAAAUCCAACAGUAACAGCCUCAAAACUAGCUAAAGGUAUUGCUGAAAAUUUUAAGAAAAAAAUAUGUCCUGAUACUGUGCGAAAAAUUUUGAAGAAAAGCAAGUGUUAUCGCCGGGUUGCAAGAAAGAAGCCAGACAUAUCCAGAAAAAAUAGAAAGAAACGAUUAAGUUUUGCAAAAGAGCAUUUAAAUGACCCUAUAGAGAAACGUGUUAUUUUCUCCAAUGGGAUUAAAUUCGUCAUAGUUGGAAUCAAAGAAAUUAACACACCCGAUAAGUUGGAAUACCAAUACCAUCCCGCCUCUGGCAGUGUUUUCACAUUUAAAGUACGUGCUGGACAUGAUGCUCAUUUGGCUUUGACCUCGUCUCCCGAUCAGAGCGGUCCUACUUAUGAGAUUUUCAUUGGUGGCUGGAAUAAUACUAAGUCUGUUAUCAGAAAGGAUCGUCAAAAGCCCGAUGUUGUUGAAGUACCCACACCCGAUAUUUUGAACGGUGGAGAAUUCCGUGGUUUCUGGAUACGUUGGUAUGAUAAUUUGAUUACUGUUGGACGUGAAAAUGAGGCUGCAGCUUUUAUGUCAUACGAUGCUGGUUAUUUAUUCCCAGUAAACUUUGUUGGUGUGUGCACUGGCUGGGGUGCAAGUGGCACUUGGUUGAUUGAUGACACUCUUAGUGCACAACCAUCAGCACCAGUUUAUGGUUUUGCACCACCAACUGGCAGUGGACCUGGUUGUUGGGUACCUGCAGCUGGUGGCCAAGUACCACCCAGUGCAAUGGAAGGUGGUUUCGAUGGCAGUGAACAAUUGUAUAUUGGACGUGCACGUCAUGAAGGUGAUCUUAUCCCUGGUAAAUUGCAUCCAUCCCAUGGCGUUUGCUAUAUUGCUUAUGGCGGUGGCGAACAUGGUCAUAAUGAAUACGAGGUUUUAUGCUCAGGUGGCGGUCACUGGGUACCAGUUUACGAUGGCAGCAUUCCACCAAACGCUAUUCCCGGUGGCGAAACCGCUGAAGGUGAACCUCUAUUCAUUGGUCGCGCUACCCACGAUGGCACAAUUACCGUAGGCAAAGUACAGCCAUCGCACGGCUGUUGCUACAUUCCAUACGGUGGUGAAGAAUUGGCAUAUAAGGAAUAUGAAAUCUAUGUUGCAAACUAAUUAUUACCUAUAUAUGUAUAAUACAUAGAGUCGCAACUUCGUGUUGCACUCACUUAGCUUUGUAGGAUUUGUAUUGUGUUUAAAAUACUUGAGCAAAUUAAAAAAAAAGUAGUUAUGCAAAACAAAAUGCAUUUCUAAUUGCACGCGAAUAAUUAAAAUUGUGCCUAACUUUUAAAUGUUGUCAUUUGUUAAGAUGAGAAUUUCGAAUCUGUUAAAAACAAUAUAUCGAAUUAUUUAUUUUGUCUAAAAACAAAGAAUCUCUUUCAUUUUUAUGGAUUUUUUUUAAAUUUAUAAAAUAAAUGUUAUAAACU